AUGAAGCUCACCCUCGCCUUCAUUCUGUUAGCAAUGCUCAUCGGAGUAUUAGCGCGGCCACAGUACAAAGGUAAAAGAUACGACUCCUCCAACUCCGACUAAUCCUUUCCUUUCAGAAAUAGACUACAAGAUGUACAACGAUGAUGAAGGAGUCGCCGUGGAUGCGGUCUACGAAGUGGUCGGGAAGCCGCCAGAUGCGAAGCACCACCACCACCACCAUAAUCACAAGAAGCUGGCCAAGUCGAACCACCUGGACCGACUGAAGAGAUACCUCCGAGGCUUCGACUAA
Molecule: messenger RNA, 289 nt
Organism: Caenorhabditis sp. 36 PRJEB53466
Lineage: Eukaryota; Metazoa; Nematoda; Chromadorea; Rhabditida; Rhabditidae
Source: the annotation of a GenBank genome assembly